Messenger RNA from Anolis carolinensis (green anole), 10275 nucleotides. RefSeq names its product HECT, C2 and WW domain containing E3 ubiquitin protein ligase 1 (gene hecw1). The coding region runs from base 361 to 5277 and encodes 1638 amino acids. The transcript has 30 exons. Gene Ontology annotation, biological process: protein polyubiquitination; regulation of dendrite morphogenesis. NCBI's taxonomy places the organism in Eukaryota, Metazoa, Chordata, Lepidosauria, Squamata, Anolidae. Gene Ontology annotation, cellular component: cytoplasm. The record is from RefSeq and is a predicted model, not a curated record. Gene Ontology annotation, molecular function: ubiquitin protein ligase activity; protein binding.
CGAGCCAAGGCCGUGAGCCGCGGAGGCAGCGCUUGUGUUCGCCGCGUCAGUCUCAGCGCCCUGUCUUACGUCGCGGCUUCUUCCUCUUUCUUCUCUCGCUCUCUCCUGCGCCUGAAGUGAGGGGGCGCCUGGGCCGGCUCGGAGGCUGCUGAGGUAAAAGGAGGCCGCGGGAAAGACGCGCGGCGGCGUGGAGGCCUGGAGGGGAGCCUGAGGCGGAGGAAGGCCCCGACCGACUGCCGCCACUGGGCCAUGAGCCGCACGUGGGGCCGCCUCUGAAGCCGCUGCUCCGAACGAAGAGCAUGCUCUGGACCCAGCCCGGCUUUCUCCAGGAAUUGAUGCACUUACAAUUGACGAGUCACUAUGCUGCUCCACCUGUGUAGUGUUAAGAAUCUGUAUCAGAACAGGUUCCUGGGCCUGGCUGCUAUGGCAUCUCCAUCUAGGAAUUCACAGAAUCGCCGCCGGUGUAAAGAACCGCUGAGAUACAGCUACAACCCAGACCACUUCCACAACAUGGAUAUUGGAAAUGGCCCCCAUGAGACGGUUACUAUUCCACGUUCAACCAGUGAUACAGACUUGGUCACUUCAGACAGCCGAUCUACACUCAUGGUCAGCAGCUCCUAUUAUUCCAUAGGACAUUCACAAGAUCUGGUGAUUUAUUGGGAUAUAAAAGAAGAAGUAGAUGCAGGGGACUGGAUUGGCAUGUAUCUCAUUGAUGAAGUCUUAUCUGAAAAUUUCCUUGACUACAAAAAUCGUGGGGUAAAUGGCUCUCACCGAGGUCAAAUUAUCUGGAAGAUUGAUGCCAGUUCUUACUUUGUAGAAUGUGCCUUGAGUCCCAGUCUUGGAAAAUUGCUGAAACACACUGAAACAAAGAUCUGCUUCAAAUACUACCAUGGAGUGAGUGGGGCACUGCGUGCAACAACUCCCAGUGUAACAGUGAAGAAUAAUGCAGCUCCUAUUUUUAAAAGUAUCACCAAUGAAGAUUCGGUCCAGGGACAGGGAAGCAGAAGACUGAUUAGUUUCUCAUUGUCAGAUUUCCAGGCUUUUGGUCUUAAGAAGGGCAUGUUUUUCAAUCCUGAUCCUUACCUAAAGAUUUCAAUCCAACCUGGAAAGCACAGCAUCUUCCCAGCUCUUCCACAUCAUGGACAAGAGAAGAGAUCCAAGAUCAUUUGUAACACUGUCAACCCCAUCUGGCAAAGAGAGCUGUUCAGUUUUGUUUCCUUGCCCACUGAUGUCCUGGAAGUAGAAGUGAAGGACAAAUUUGCAAAAAGCCGGCCCAUCAUUAAGCGUUUCUUGGGGAAGCUUUCCAUGCCAGUGCAACGGCUGCUGGAGAGACAUGCCAUAGGGGACAGGGUUGUCAGCUACACUUUGGGACGUAGGCUGCCAACAGACCAUGUCAGUGGCCAGCUGCAGUUUCGGUUUGAAAUAACUUCUUCAAUCCACCCAGCAGAUGAUGAAGAGGUCUCCCUUACUGCCGAUCCUGAGUCAGUGGAUUUCCAGGAAAGCCCCCUGAAUAUGUCAGCAGAGGAAAUCCUCGGUGAGCCUCCGUGCACCAGCACAGUGAGCUCUGAAAAUGCAGCUCCAGAGAAGCUAAAUGGAUACCCAGUGAUCUGCAUCAAUUUUGAUAAUUCUGGUUCCGGGGAGCUCACCUUGAACAGCUUCCUAAAAGAAGAGCUAGCAGGAAAUGGGGAGGUGGAUGCAAUGCCAGCAGACACGGUUGAUCCUUUGGAAUCCAUCCCAGGGGAAAUGAUGCCUUCCCUCAGUGCUGUGGACCUCGCUGAGCAGCUGGCUCUGUUGGCAUGCAUGCCCCCUGAAUCUGAAGUUAGGGAAAACAAUAAAGUCAAUUCCGUUACUCAGGGAGGCAAUGAUAACAUCUUUACCAGCAUAGAAGCCCUGUCUAUUGAUGAGGUGAGUGGAGAUACACAAGCAGUCAAGGAUCUAGAGAAGAGUCAGGAUGAUGAAGGGGCUUCAGCCCAGGAGGAGGAGGAGGAACAGGAGCAGGAGGUGAUGGAGGAGGACAGUCACGAGGAGAACAAGCUCCAGUUAAGGACCAUGGUCAAAAGGAAGAACAGGCCAUGUUCCUUGCCUGUGUCAGAACUUGAGACAGUCAUAGCCUCUGCCUGUGGGGAGCCUGAGACUCCUCGGACACACUACAUAAGGAUACACAAUCUUCUCCACAGUUUGCCUUCUGCCCAGAUGAGUAGUGACGAUGGAGAAGGGGAGGAAGAGCAUGGCAGUGUGAUAGAGAAUGAUGAAGAACUGACAGUCAUGGAAGUUUCAGAGAAGGACAUGGUCAGUGAGGCUGAAACGGUAAUGGCAGAACUUCCUCAAGAAGGCAGUACAGAAGAGACCUUUGUCCGUGGAACAGUGCCCCGCAGCACCUCUGUUGAACACCUUGCUGACUUACGUGAACCGCUGUUGGAUGGGGAAGGUCCCAGAACUGAAAGUGAGAGCGAAUUGAGUCCCAGGCCUAAUGGAGACACUGAGUGUGAAAUGUGUGACACGUCCUGCUACAGCCCGUCCUGUUACAGCACCUCCUGUUAUAGCACGUCCUGCUACAGCACAUCAUGUUACAGCACUUCUGGUCAGGACAGUACCAAUCGGUUCUCAAGCCAUACCCGGUUCUCCUCUGUUGACAGUGCAAAAAUUUCAGAGAGCACAGUUUUUUCUUCACAGGAUGAUGAAGAAGAGGAAAACAGCGCUUUUGAGUCAGUGCCAGACUCGGUGCAAAGCCCCGAGCUGGACAGGGAGCAAAUGGAUGGCUCCACUCACUGGCCUGAGGAAAUGAUAGCUCGUGGAGUAAAUCUGCAGAGAACAGCAGAAAAUGUAGAGUCUCCAGUAGCAGGUCCCAGCAACAGAAGAGAAGGUGAUUGCCCUUUACUCCAUAAUUCCCAGCCAAUCAACCAACUUCCUUCCCUGAGGCCUGACCACCAUCAGUACCCAACCAUUGAUGAACCUCUUCCUCCAAACUGGGAAGCUCGCAUAGACAGCCACGGAAGGGUGUUCUAUGUUGAUCAUGUGAAUCGAACUACAACGUGGCAGCGUCCAACUGCAGCAGCUACUCCUGAUGGAAUACGUAGAUCGGGUUCAAUCCAACAAAUGGAGCAACUCAAUCGGCGGUACCAAAAUAUUCAACGGACCAUUGCAACAGAAAGGACAGAGGAGGAAGCAGUUGUUAAUAAUAGGGUGGAAAGGAUCCCUCCUGGAGGAGGCAGUGAUUCUGAGGCAGAUCCUUCACCACCAAAUUCAGAGCUUAGAAGAGAAGUUCCAGUUUCACCUGUGAAUUCUCAGAAAAUAACUUUGUUGCUACAGUCUCCUGCUGUAAAAUUCAUCACCAAUCCAGAGUUCUUCACGGUGCUGCAUGCAAACUAUAGUGCCUAUCGAGUUUUCACCAACAGCACUUGCUUGAAGCAUAUGAUUCUGAAGAUCCGCAGAGAUGCUCGGAAUUUUGAGCGGUAUCAGCACAACAGGGACCUGGUAAAUUUCAUCAACAUGUUUGCUGACACGCGGCUGGAACUUCCACGGGGCUGGGAGAUCAAAACUGACCAGCAAGGCAAGUCCUUCUUUGUUGACCACAACAGUCGUGCUACCACCUUCAUUGAUCCCAGGAUACCACUUCAAAAUGGUCGCCUACCCAAUCAUUUGACUCACAGACAGCACCUGCAGCGUCUCCGUAGUUACAGUGCUGGAGAAGCAUCAGAAGUAUCUCGCAACAGAGGAGUUUCUCUGUUGACCAGACCAGGGAACAGCCUGGUAACAGCAAUUCGAAAUCAGCACCAUCAUGAGUCUUUGCCUCUGGCCUAUAAUGACAAAAUCGUUGCAUUUCUACGCCAGCCCAACAUUUUUGAAAUGCUGCAGGAGCGUCAGCCAAGUCUGGCAAGAAACCAUGCACUCAGGGAGAAAAUUCACUACAUCCGGACAGAGGGUACACAUGGUCUUGAAAAAUUGUCCUGUGAUGCAGAUUUAGUAAUACUACUGAGCCUUUUUGAAGAAGAUGUUAUGUCCUACAUACCCCUUCAAGCAGCUUUCCAUCCCGGCUACAGCUUUUCCCCUCGCUGUUCACCUUGUUCGUCACCUCAGAAUUCUCCAGGCCUACAACGUGCCAGUGCAAGAGCACCCUCUCCAUACAGGAGAGAUUUUGAAGCCAAGCUCCGCAAUUUUUAUAGAAAACUAGAAGCCAAAGGAUAUGGCCAGGGUCCAGGUAAAAUUAAAUUGAUAAUAAGGCGUGACCACCUGCUGGAAGGCACUUUCAAUCAGGUGAUGGCGUAUUCACGAAAAGAGCUCCAAAGAAAUAAGCUUUAUGUCACAUUCGUUGGAGAAGAAGGCUUGGAUUACAGUGGUCCAUCCAGAGAAUUCUUCUUCCUUCUGUCUCAGGAGCUCUUCAAUCCAUACUAUGGCCUGUUUGAGUAUUCUGCCAAUGACACUUACACUGUACAGAUUAGCCCCAUGUCAGCAUUUGUAGAAAACCACCUAGAAUGGUUUCGGUUCAGUGGCCGUAUCCUUGGCCUUGCUCUUAUUCACCAGUACCUUCUUGAUGCUUUCUUCACAAGGCCAUUCUACAAAGCAUUGUUAAGGCUGCCGUGUGAUCUUAGUGACUUGGAGUACCUGGAUGAGGAGUUCCAUCAAAGUUUACAGUGGAUGAAAGACAACAACAUCACUGAUAUCCUGGAUCUCACUUUCACAGUUAAUGAGGAAGUGUUUGGACAGGUAACAGAACGGGAGUUGAAAUCUGGGGGUGCAAAUACACAGGUGACUGAAAAGAACAAGAAGGAAUAUAUUGAAAGAAUGGUGAAGUGGAGAGUGGAAAGAGGGGUUGUUCAGCAGACAGAAGCUCUAGUCCGUGGCUUCUAUGAAGUUGUAGACUCGAGGCUUGUUUCUGUGUUUGACGCAAGAGAACUAGAAUUGGUUAUAGCUGGAACAGCUGAAAUAGACCUUAAUGAUUGGCGCAAUAACACAGAAUAUCGGGGUGGUUACCAUGAUGGGCACAUUGUAAUACGGUGGUUCUGGGCUGCAGUAGAGAGAUUCAACAAUGAGCAAAGACUACGGUUACUACAGUUUGUCACUGGGACAUCUAGUGUACCAUAUGAGGGGUUUGCAGCCCUCCGAGGGAGCAAUGGAUUACGGCGCUUCUGUAUAGAGAAAUGGGGCAAAAUAACAUCUCUUCCAAGGGCACACACGUGUUUCAAUCGUUUGGAUCUUCCACCUUACCCAUCAUAUUCUAUGCUAUACGAAAAGCUGUUGACAGCUGUUGAAGAAACUAGCACCUUUGGACUUGAAUGAGAAAAAAAUGGAAGCAUUUGAAGUGUUUUUUCUGUUCAGUGACAUCACUCCCUACCCUGCUGCCAUAUGAUUUUGAUAUUCUGUGUUUUUAUUUCCGGAGGCAAAAUCAAGAUCGACAAAAGCUGUGCAUGAAGAACAGCCUUCCUUUAAGAACUAGCCUUCAUGCUUUCAUAUUUGGUUCUGAAUGGACAACUAGCCUGUAUGCAAUAUAAAAAAAAACCAACAGUCUCAAGGUCUCUGUGUAUCUCCACAUACCUCCAUUAGUAAUAAUGAAAAUAUGAAUGCAAGUUAUGCUACACUUGACCAAAUGUUAAUAAAUGUUUACGUCCACCUAUGUUGUUUAAAAAACAAAAAUCAAGCAUUCCAAGCUUUUCUAUGCCCAUCUCUUCUGGAUUAAACCUACAGUCCAUCUUGCGUCUUAACAGCUCUAUCCACUAAUGGAACUGAUCAAGUCUCCUUCAUCUGUCCUUGAUUUUCUUGUACAAAUUGUGAGGGGCACCUAUGAGCAAACCUGAAUUUUUAUACACAGACUCAUAUUCCAAAUCAACUACAGCAGCUGGAGUUGGGCCAGAUGUGUGGUGCAGAUAAGACGUUCAAAACAAAACAAACCUGCAAUGCAAUGUGUCACUGAUAGUUAAUUACCAAUACUGGGAAUCAUUGUACUUCAGAGCUAUUGAUGAAUGGAUGGGAGAUAAAGUUUAUUGUUACAGCAACACACAAGCACACAUUUGUGCACUCAAAAAGGAUGUCUCAUUAUGUAGCAUAAUAAACAACAACACAUGUCCUAAUUAUUGUACAUAACAAAACAACCUGAAAAAUAUUCUCUUACUAUCUUCUGCUCCCAUUUACUGUUUCUUUGUUUUUGAUGUUAAAACAUUUCCAUACAGAGAUCUAGACAAUCCUGCACCAUGUGCUGAAAGCCAUUAAUUCUUUAACAUACGCUGAUUAACACAGUUGUGUUUCUGUUUCAUUUCUCUUCAGUCUUAAAUACCCAAUAAUUGCAGAUUUGGUUCUACACAAAACAUACAACCAAUGUUGAAUUAUGUGUGAAGCUGCAGAGAAUGAUAAUGUUGAAGUACCAUGAAUGACAACUUUCCUUAGUUAUUAAACAUUUGAAUUUGUUCCUAAAGCCAUUGGUCUACCUAGUAUGCUAUUGAAUAGUAAUUUGAAGAUUCUGACCUUCUUUCUCAUCAGAGCAAACAGCAAAACUAAUUAGCUUUGUGGGUUUUGAUUAACAUUGGCAAAAUCAUAAAAAAACAAAACACACUGAAGCAUGGAUACUCUGAUGAGGACAGUACUUUAAAUGCUGGUGUUGUGAUCAUCCUUACCUUUGACUAUGUUGUGUGGGAGGAAUGAGAUGCAAGGAGCAUGAAAGAGGCUGGUGCCCAAGAGCCGAAAUUCAGCUCCUUCUCUCAUUCCAGUUAUAUUCUGCAGGUCAAGGAACUGAAGAAUAGACCCAGAGAAUUCGGCCAAAUAAAGUUACACAAUAGUCACUUGAAAAAGGCACUAUGGACAGUAGAGUCUCGCUUAUCCAACGUAAAUGGGCCAGCAGAAUGUUGGAUAAGCGAAUAUGUUGGAUAAUAAGAGCUUAAGGAAAAGCCUAUUACACAGCAAAUUAGGUUAUGAUUUUACAAAUUAAGCACCAAAACAUGUUAUACAACAAAUUUGACAGAAAAAGUAGUUCAAUACACAGCAAUGCUAUGUAGUAAUUACUGUAUUUAUGAAUUUAGCACCAAAAUAUCACAAUAUAUUGAAAACACUGACUUCAAAAAUGUGUUGGAUAAUCCAGAACGUUGGAUAAGCGAGUGUUGGAUAAGUGAGACUCUACUGUAUUUAAAAAAUCAAACUUCCUUCAGGGUGAAAUAUUUUCAGAAUAAUCUCUCACCCAAAUAAAAUAAUAACGAUUAAGAUAUACCAUGCCAAAAUAGAGUAACAUAUUGAAAACUUGAGAUUGUAUCCAGCCAAAGUUAAGAAUGUUUAGGGUCUAUCUGUCAGUGAAAGAGAUUUAAGCAAGUAUUUAGUUAUUUUCUAUUGACAUUUAAUGAAACAUGGAAGACGUUAACUGGCUGGAUCAUGGCUUAAUUUGAAUAUGAUUGCAUCUUUUCAUUUAACAAUGCCAGUAAUAUGGUGCCUCCUUGUUUAAUAAACCUUUAUUUUAAGUAACCUAGACUAUUCUUAAAAAUAAGAAAUGGAUGGGCUCUUAAAGCAUUAAGUAUGUAUAUGAAGAGCAGAUACAUAUUCAUGACUAAUUUGGCUUGCAUUCUGGUUGAUAUAAAAAACAAACUUAAUGACCAUAUGAAUUGUACUUAAUACACAAGGACACAUUGUGUGGUAGGCAUUUUCACCACUGCAACUGUUGUUUCAAUGGAAUCUCAUUAAACAUAUUGUAAAUCUCAUUGAAAAUAAAAGGUGUUUAGUAAGUCUUGUGGAGCUGCACCCUCCAGAAGAUUUGCCUAAAAGGAAAUGUCCAGUACACAACCCACUGUCCACAGAAUCCUAUGAACAUCAUGCCACCUUAGGCCUCAGUUCAUUUGUGUAAUUGUAUUUAGAUGGCAUUAACAAAAAUCUGGAAUUCAGACAAGGUUGUCAAACUGUAGAUAUCUCACUAGUUAGUUCCAGGUGGGCCAAAUACAAAAAUGUACAAAAUACAAUAUAGUUUACUAUUAAAACCCUUUCCUUGUUAUACUGUAUACUUACAUUUUUAAAGUAUUUAAAAGCUAUAUUUUAUUAAAAAAUUGAGCUAUUUUGGUAGCAUGGUGAAGGAUUUGUAUAUGCAGUAAGGCAUCUGAAGCAGGAUAAAUGUACUCCGAAUUCCACUACAGAAUUGUAUCCUCUUCUGUUCUGGAAGGUGAAAUAGGGUCGAUGCAGUUCAAAGUUUGGCUCCCAAAACUUUGUGUUUUUAUUCUAGGAAAUAUAGUUUCUCUGGAUCUGAGAGAAAAAAAACAUCACUAUAAAUAUCAUACACUGUAAGCUUUUUAUCAUAUCAUGUAUUUUUAUGGUACCUUUUUAAUUAAAAAAUCUCCUUUUCACAGCUUUGACGGCUGAAAGAGCUGGGCAUGUUUAGCCUGCAGAAGAGAAGGCCGAGAGGAGACAUGAUAUCCAUGUACAAAUACGUGAAGGGGAGUCAUAGGGAGGAGGGAGCAAGCUUGUUUUCUGCUGCCCAGGAGACUAGGACGCGGAAGAAUGGCUUUAAACUACAGGAAAGGAGAUUCCACCUGAACAUCAGGAAGAACUUCCUAACUGUGAGAUCUGUUUGGCAGUGGAACUCUCUCCCACGGACUGUGGUGGAGGCUCCUUCUUUGGAAGCUUUUAAGCAGAGGCUGGAUGGCCAUCUGUUGGGGGUGCUUUGAAUGCGAUUUCCUGCUUCUUGGCAGGGGGUUGAAUUGGAUGGCCCAUGAGGUCUCCUCCAACUCUGAUUCUAUUAUUCCAUAGCAUAGGAAAGGAACCCCUUGGCCUUCUAAACAUUUUGGAUGACAAUCCCUGCAUUCUCUUGGGAAAGGAAAUAACAUUUUAGGAAUUUAAGAAGUCAGAGUAAUCAUUGAGACAUUGCUUCUUGCAGAUGAACUAUAUUUAUGUACCGAGGACUUCUUUUUUGUCCUAGGCCAGAGAAAUUGCAUUGAAAAUGGACAUUGGGGGAGGGGGGGACAUUCUAAAACUCGGCAACAUAGAAGAUGCUUUCCUGUGUAUUAUUUCAUCCUAUGGUGCCUAGGAAUUUUGAUGGAUGAAACAACAUCACAGAUGAGCAGUUGCAUAACUUUCCCAUGUUACUGUUGUCCUACCUUCUGAUAAGAAGUGGGGCCAACACUACUAAGGAUGCAUAAAAAUAAGGCCACAUGCAGUGAUAAGCAAUAGAUUCUUAGACAGUAAUUUUAUAGAUAGUUCAGGCCUGGGUCUCAAAACAACACAACCUUCAUUGCCCCCACAUUGCUGUUUGCUUUUAUUUUGGUCAUAGAUUUGCAGUACCUAGACAUUUUUUCUUCUGUUUGGCAUAUUUGAAUUUUCAUUUUGGCAUAGCAAAUGGGCAAAUUGGAUUUUGUACUGUAUAUUAAUGAAUUUUUCAGUAUUUCAAUUAAAAAAUAACAGCAUUCUCACUUCUUUCAUGUAAAUAAAGUUUUACUAAUGGAGAUCAACACUGGUGGAGUUCACAACCAGGUCGAUUGCUUUAUUUUCUGCAGGUCCCUUCAGUAUAAAAGUGGCAUUGCUCCAGUGUGAGAUUGGCUACUUACACCUAAACAUAUUAAUUUGUAAAUACCAUUUCGUAAUUUAAAGAGAUUCUACUUCCAAGUAAACAUAUCAUUAAAAAAUGCUAAAUCAAUGGACCUAAGCCCACAUAUUUGGCAAUAAACGAUACUGAAAUUAAUAUUCUUUUCUACAUUCACAUAUGCCUCGUGGCAAGGAGAUAAUCAUAUUUUUGUGUAUAAUUUAGGUAACAAUGUGGUGUCAGAAUACUCUUAUUUUUUCUUGAACAAAACAUCCGCCCUGAACUAAAUUUUAGGUAUGCUAAAGUCUAUGGGACUAUUGCCAAUAACUUCAGGAGUGAUGGAACAUCUCAGGAAGGAAUUCCCAACAAAGAUGCAAUUAGUUCAGUCAAAUAACACACUGAGAAUAAUUUCUACUUUUAAGAUGGUGCUUUUUACAAGUACCUCAGUGUUUAAAGGUUGACUGCAACACACCACAAAUCUGGAAUAGCCUUUCUAUAAAGGUUACAUUGUCACUUUCUCCCUAGAAAUAGUUGUGAUCUAUUCAACCGAUACCUGUAGAUAGUAGAAUCAGUACUAAAACAUUAGCUAAAUUCCCUGCAGCUUCCAAUUUAUCUAGAACCAAGUGUCUGUUAUGGUUUCAUUAAAGACUUCUUACAAGUCAAUGGCAGGAAAGGUCCACAUUUGGGCUGAUUUUGCUUCUAUUGACAGGAAAAAUGUCAACAUGAUACUCAGGCUGUGCUUUCUAUUCAAUCAUAUCACUGUAAAGGAAUGUCAAUAAAAUCUCUUUGUUAUGGCA